AUGUCCAACGGUAGUCAUCAUCAUCACCAACAGCAGCAGCAGUGUUCCUAUCUGGACGACAACUCGAACCAGAUUCAGAUGGGCGGGAAUGGCAGUGACGCUGACUACAGUAGGAAGCUGCAUCAGCAGCAGCAACAACAGCAGCAACAGCAACGAGCAACCUCGUCGCAGCAUCUCCAUCCUUUCUACCACAGCGCGAGUGUCAAUAGUAAUAGCAACAACAGUAAUCAUAGCAGUGUCGGUGGUUAUCCGAGCCAAUCCACGUCGCCGUACAACAACAAUAACAGUAACCAUAGUAAUCAUAGCGGGGGCGGUCAUCACCAUUCGCCGUCGCCCGUUGGAGCAAUGGGUCAUAUGCAUCAGCAACAGCAGCAUCAGCAGCAACAGCAACAUUACUGA
Messenger RNA from Aedes albopictus (Asian tiger mosquito), 399 nucleotides. Its product is annotated as homeobox protein 13-like. The coding region runs from base 1 to 399 and encodes 132 amino acids. The record is from RefSeq and is a predicted model, not a curated record. The transcript has a single exon. Lineage: Eukaryota; Metazoa; Arthropoda; Insecta; Diptera; Culicidae.